Molecule: messenger RNA, 2127 nt
Organism: Tarenaya hassleriana
Lineage: Eukaryota; Viridiplantae; Streptophyta; Magnoliopsida; Brassicales; Cleomaceae
Product: pentatricopeptide repeat-containing protein At4g11690
Exons: 1
Coding region: 96-1787 (563 amino acids)
Molecular function (GO): protein binding
Source: RefSeq, a predicted model, not a curated record
AACAUCGUCUUCAGCUACUCUCCUUCUCUGUCUCGUUCUCGCCCGAUGUUAUUUUUGCCAAAACCGGUCUCUCUUUUAGUCUGAAUCUUCAACCUAUGGCGGAGAAAACCCACAAAACCCUAGUUCUCUUGUCGAAGUUGGUAAAGGUUCCUCCAUUGAAAGCCGUCUCUCUCUUCAAUUCGUCGAUUUCUUAUGGAUUUCAGCACACCCACGAAUCAUUCUCGCUUCUUCUUCGCCUCCUUCUCUGUCGGAACUUGCUCUCUCACGCGCAGUCGCUUUUACUACAAGUAAUCUCGGGGAGAAUCCAGUUCUUGGACUUAACUUCUUCGUCUCUUCUACGGUAUUUGACAGAAACAGAAGGAUCGAGUACCAGGGUUCGUCUCUACGAGGUAAUCGUUAAUGCUUAUGUCCACUCUCAGUCGCUGGACGAUGCUGUGUUUUACUUCAAGGAGAUGGUUGGUGAGGGUCUUGUCCCCGAAUCGAACUGCUUUAACAACCUUCUGGGUUUCGUCGUUAGAUCAUGCUCUUUCGACAAGGCGUGGUCUUUUUUCAACGAGAACAAGUGUAGAGUUGAUUUGGAUGCGCAUAGCUUUGGGAUUGUUAUCAAAGGCUGCUGCAACGCCGGCGAAUUAGGGAAGAGUUUUGAGCUUCUCGUUGAACUAGAACAUUGUGGUUUGUGCCCUAAUGUUGUUAUUUACACUACGUUGAUUGAUGGGUGUUGCAAGAAAGGAGAAAUCUCGAAGGCGAAGGAUUUGUUUUCUCAGAUGAAGAAGAUUGGAUUGGUGGCUAAUGAGCACACUUACACAGCCUUGAUUCAUGGGUUAUUCAAGAACGGGUUUAAGAAAGAAGGAUUUGAAUUGUGCAAGAAAAUGCAGGCAGACAGCGUCUUGCCCAAUCUGUAUACAUAUAAUUGCGUGAUAAGUGAACUGUGCAAGGAUGGAAGAACUAGAGAAGCAUUUAAAGUGUUCGAGGAGAUGCGUGAGAGAGGGAUCACAUGUAAUGUCGUUACUUACAACACUCUGAUACUCGGGUUGUGUGGAGAGAAGAGAGUGUUUGAAGCCAAGAGGUUUGUGAAUCAAAUGAAGAAUGCUGGGAUAAUUCCGAACUUGAUCACUUAUAACACUUUGUUAGAUGGGUUCUGUAGCGUAGGCGAGCUGGCAAAGGCGUUGAGUUUAUUCAAAGAUUUGAAAUCGAGUGGUAUGUCUCCAUCCCUCGUCACUUACAAUGUUCUCAUUUCAGGGUUUUGUAAAGCAGGAGACCCCAAAGGAGCAGCCAAUCUGGUUAAGGAGAUGGAAGAGAGAGGGAUAAAACCAUCAGAAGUAACAUACACGAUAUUGAUAGGCACAUUUGCUCGAUCAGGUGACAUGGAGAAAGCGAUUCAGUUACACUCGUCGAUGGAGAAUUCAGGAUUAUGCCCGGAUGUCCAUACUUUCGGUGUAUUGAUUCACGGGUUUUGCAUUAAAGGCCAGAUGAACGAAGCUUCCAGGCUCUUUAUGUCGAUGUGUGACAGGAAGGUGAAACCAAAUGGCAUCAUAUACAACAAGAUGAUUCUCGGGUAUUGCAGAGAGGGUAGUUCUUAUAGAGCAUUGAGGCUGCUGAGGGAGAUGGAAGAGAAGGUAUUUGUCCCGAACAUUGCUAGCUAUAGUUCAACGAUCGGAGUUCUUUGCAGAGAAAGGAAAUGGCAGGAGGCCGAGGGUUUGGUUGAAAAGAUGAUUGCUUCAUCAAUGGAUCCGUCUGUUUCAAUCUAUAAUAUGAUCUCUAGAGCCAAAAACCACCCGGACAUCUAAUCUCAAGCAAGCAAGCAAGCAAUCAUUCUAUUAUUGGACGGCAGUGCCUUCUGUCUCUGAAAAGACUCUCUGCUUCAAAUGGCGGGUUUUGGAACGGAAGCUAGAUUUCGAAGCGAGUCACGAAACGGGCUGGAUCAAUGUAAGUGUGUUUCUCCUCGUAGAGUAUCGUUCCCCUGCAUAUUCAGGUCCCGGAAACAUUCUAUGCAGCUUUCAAGAUGCGUGAGGGUCGAUGAAAGGGAGAAAUAUGGAGUAAUUAGGAGUAACCAUUUGGGUUUCGGUUCAGUAUAGAAAAACUAUAACCUCGGUUUUUAUAUUAAUUUCAAAUCGGUUCGUUUUUAUU